GCAGCCAUGGUACCGAAAAACGCGAUUACUCGAUAUUUCGAGGGGUUACCCGUUUUCGAGGGGUUUUUCAACGUUUGCGGCGCGUUUGAGCGUAAAGGCCGCGACCAUGACCAAACCGCCCUAGCGGAAAAAUUGUCGAGUUAAGUAGGGGAUAACUAGUGUUUUACGGUAUUUUGUUGCGCGUCAAAACCAUUGGACUACUGGUACCACUGCACCCAGUUGCACCUUUCGGGAACAAUAGACUUGUAGUAUAGUUUACUAGGUAGUCUGGGAAGAGAGAAAGCCUUACCAGUUCCUACUCAGUGCUCCGACCUCCAUAGAUAUCUGAUAUCCAUAAUUUUUAUUAUUGUUGUUGGUAACUAUAGUAGACCACUUUUUUACUUCCCCUUUGUUCGUCAUCCGACCGAUACGCCGCGAUAACAAAGGGUAAUAAUAAAUAUAAAAUGGAUCCGAAGUCUUCGUGAUAAUCAAUGUGUGUGUCGUUUGAGAGCUGAGGCACCAUUGUCCGUAGUCCAACGGUUCCAAACGCUCAUCACUCGACGCCGUCGCCGCCCCCGCCACUGCCAUGACUGAAGUCGCAGGGUGAUUAAGGUCAAAAACCUCUUGUGCCAAGGGUUCAAGGUUGUUGUUUCCCGACCGGUUGACUAUGCGACGUUAGGCCGCAUCAACAGAGCACAAACACAGUCGCAUACACACAGAACAGUACAGUAAACCUGUAGAGGACUGAACUUUGAUUUGAUACACAGAUAGUCGUCGAAACAGUGAUUGUUGUGAUACCUAAUUAAAAGAGUCGUACGCUCUACCCGUCAAAACUGGCUCACCCGGGAUUGCCCAGGCGUUCCGCCAACGUCCAUCCCGAUGUUCGACCACUCAUCGAACAUGACGAACCUCUGCUGGCUAUGUGGCACGAGAACGAUCGCUAUUCAUUUGAAGACUCCGACCGUUUUGAAGAGGAUUCUUUGUGUACAUGGAGCAGUGAACCAGAAUCUGCUUGCAUUAAUUGGAGAGGAUGGAGGAAACCAACCGAACCAAACUCUGAAGAUGGUUAGUAUUGUCUUUAAAUUUAUUACCUACCUACUUAUACUUACCUACACCUAACAUUUUUGUUUACUAUUGUUUUGUUCAAAAGUCAUUUAAUAGAUUUAUACUUAAUACCAUUGAAUAUCUUAAAUUACCUAAUAAAAGUUUUUUUAAUAAAGUUCCUUAAAAUAGGUAGGUACCAAUUUACCUAUACCUAAUACCUAUGCAUAGGUAUUUAAUAAACUAGUAGCGAUUACCUACACUAUCUAUUUUUUAAUUGUUAGAUUUUUCUAUCAAAAUGAUGUUAAUAAUAUUUAUAUAUAACACUUAGAAGAACAAAAUAUUACAUUACUAACUUAUAUAAAAGUAAAAGUAGUUGGGUACUUAUUCAAUUUAAUAAUAUAAGUAUGUAAGUUAAUAUCUGUUGAGUUUUUGGUUUUUGUAUGUAUUCUAUUGUGUAUAUUAUAUGUAAUAUCAUCAAAAUGCUCAGUUAUUAUUUAAAAUCAAUUUUUAGUGGUAGUUUAAAAACUAAGUUGGUACUUAACCUAUAUUAGGUAGGUAUAUAUUAGUAAAUAUUUGUUUAGUAAGGUACCUUUUCUACAUAAAAAAUUAAAAAAACCUAUAUUCAAUAAGCAAUUAUACCUAUUGGUAUUAUUUAUAUUGUAUAACUGAUUAUUCAUAUCUCUGUUAGUGUAGUUUUUAUUAAUUUUAAUAUUAGGUAUAUUUAUUGUUAAUAGGUUUUUAUUGGACAUAGAAUAGUAUUUCUUUAUAAUCUAUAGAAUUAAGAUUUUAAAUAUAGAAUAAGAUUAUCCAUUAUAAUCAUCUAUGGUUUUCCUACUAAGAAACAUAAAAAAAAAAAAAUAUUAUUUAUUUGUGACAAAAUGUUUGAGCCGUGUUUAAAUAGAUUAAAUCAAUAAAUAGAUAUACUUAAAUUAUAUUCCAGAUUUCAAGUUUUCUGCAAGUAUGAAUAGUAGAAUAGGUAGAUAAUUUGUUUCGAUAUAGAAAUGUUUUUAUAUUUUUAUUAUAAUGAAAAUUACCUAAUUAUUUAGUGGUUUUUUUUUUUUUCAAGAAUGGUAGAACAUAAUAGUUUAUAAAAGCUAGAAGUAAAAAUUUAUGCUAAGAAAUUUUAAAGUAAAUACAUUAAAAAAAAAUAUGAAUCUUAAAUUAUCAACGGAGACGUAUUUAGGAUAAUGUUUCAUGUUUUGCAGUGUCAAACAUUUUCUGACAUAUUUAUUAGCACGUUUCCUUAUGUUCCUCAUUUUAUUUGGAAUAUCUAUUCAGUACUAGUAUAAAAAACAAAAUAUCUACUAAUAUAAUAUUUGAAAAUGUGAAUUUGUUUUCCCUAUUUAUAGGAAAACGAGGAAAUUACAAAUAUUAUCCAUUUUUUUAGAUAACUAUUGAUAAAUAUUGUAUAGCUGGUAAAAUACCCGCUGUGGCAUCAUCAUCAAUUAUUAAAGGCCAUGCCUUGUUGUUGAUGUGUCCAACUAACUUUAAUUUUGUUGCUUCAAUCAUUUUCAUCAGCUAUUUUUUUUCUUUUAUUUCUUCUAAUACUUGCUCAUUUCUUUUCUUGUCAAUCCAUUUUUGUCAUUCUUGUCUUUGUUAUUUUUCUCUACAUCCACAUCUUCGUUGUUUUCAGUUUGAUUCUGUCUUUAUUAUCUAUUGUCCAUGUUUCACUGCUAUAUGUCAAAACACUUCAAACAAAUGUCUUAACGAAUCUUUUGUGUAUUCCAAUACACAGGUGUUUAUUGGUAAGAAGUUGAUUCUUACUUUGGAAUGCUUGCUUUGCUAAUGUUAUUCUUCUUCUAAUGUUUGAUGUUCAUUUAUUAUUAGAAGUUAUGAUGCUUCCAAGGUAGCACAAUUCUUGAACUUGUUGUAACCGUAUAUUGCUUAUUUUUAUAUUAAUAUUUAGUUCUGGGUUCAUUUUAAUUAUGAGCACUGUUUUGGUUUUCAUAGUAUUUAUUUUCAAUUUAAAUUGGCCAAAUGAACUUGUUAGAAUUUUUAGUAUAUUAUUCAUAUCUUGUUCAGAUUUUGCUAACGUAACUAUGAAAUCUGCAAAGCAAAUAUAGUUUAUGCAUUGGCCAUUUAUUUUUACAUCAUUGGUAUUUAUUUAUUACAUCAAUGCUUGAUUCAAUUAACAGAUUAAACAAAUAGAGUGACAAGUGACAUCCUUGUCUCACCCCUCUCCUUGUUCUUGUUUUUUUAUCAACCCAUUUACAUAAAUUUCUGUUGUUUGAUCCUUUUAUAAGUUGAAAACAAACCGUCUACCCUUUCAAUAAAUUCCUUUUUCUCUUAAUAUCUUGAAUAAAAUCUUCCAAUCCACUUUAUCAUAAGCCUUCUCUAUAAAAUCUGACUUAGUGCUAAUAUCGUCUCUCUUGUUCUUCUUCAUCUACAUUUAUUUUGUUUUCUACAUAUUUAUUUUCAAUCUCUUCUUCACCUUCAUAUAAUUCUUCUACAUACAUUUUUCACCUCUUUACCACCUUUUCAUUUUCAAACUCUGUAGCCUGAUAGUAGUUAAAUAAAAAUUUAAAAAUGUACUACAUUAUGCCUACUUUUAUUGUGUUUAUUGUAUAAAUGUAGGUAUUAAACAGGAACCAAUUCGGCAUGUAGGGUAUGAGCUUGGGAACUAAUUUGGAUACAUCCAUAAUAUGUACCUAUCAGAAAGAAAAAAAAGGCUUUUUUAGAAUACCUGGUAUACUUAACUAUUAUAUUCUUAUUUAAUAGUAUAAUAAUUUUUGAUUUCCGUCAAACCCGUUGACAAGAUAUCCCACUUUUAAGUUUGGGUUGGAAGAGAGUAGUGGAGUAUCAUUUGUGUGGCGGUACAGCGCUUGGCGUAUUAACAAUACACCACUACUCUCUUCCAUAAUUAGUGUUUUCACUUGAGUGAAUCAUCCUAUAUAUAUGAAACUUAACCUUAAUAAUUAUAUAGGUGUAUAUAGAUCAGGGGUGGCCAAACUGCGACUUUUGAGACGCAUGCGGCUCUCGUCAUAGAUUCAUACUGCUCGCAUCUUAUCGUAAGAUACAAAACAUUUUUAUAAACAAAUAUAGUGUUUUUGAUAUUAUAUUUUUAAUUAUUAAUUAAUAUCUUAUUUGUUUAGUGUUCAUUUUUUUUUUUUUUUUUUUUUUUUAAGUUUUUUGAAGUCAGAAUUACACGUUGUUAGAGCAGUACUCAACAAUUCCAUUAAAUUAUCAUUCAUUAAAAUUAAGCGAUGUUAGUUUUUUAUUAUUUUAAUUAUCGAGUAUAAAGACUCGCAAGAAUAUGUUGUUUCGAAAUUUGAUAUCUUUUCUUAUUUACGAUAAUCAUAUACGUAUAUAAUAUAUAUAUAUUAAUAUGACAUUUUAAUUUAUUUCGGCUCUUCCAUAUUUAUUAAUAUAUUGGGCGGCUCGCGAGGCUCUUCUCUCUGGCCACCCCUGAUAUAGACAAUAACAAUAACAAAUAAUAAUAACAUUACAUGGUAUCUCACAUUUCUUGUUUAAAAAAUUUAAUUUUGACAUUUCUACAAAUCUAGAAUAAUAAUCAGAUAUUAAUAUAUAUAUAUAUAUACACCAGUUACUAUUUGGUUUAAAUAAGUCUAUAGCAAUGGGCACCCGCAGGAAAUUUAUCAGGGUGAUGCAUAAUAAAAUAAUAACUUAAUUUAUUCCUUAACUUAGACAAAUGUCACUCUAUGACCUCCGCUAGGAAACAUAAUCCCAUACUACACUCAUAUUCUCUUGGUGGCUACCCCCUGCUGCGUGUUAAUCCUAUCAAAGACCUAAGAUUCUACCUUUCACCCACCCUCCCUUUCAAACACCACAUCUAUGGUACUGUUUGGAGGAGUUUCAAGAUCCUCGGGUUUAUCAAGCGCAAUACAACCCUCUUUACCUCCGCUAUCUGUCUCCGAACUCUCUACUUCAGCUUCGUACGUUCCAUCCUUGAGUAUGGGUCAGUCAUUUUGUAUCCUUUCCUUUCCUGUGAUCAACUGCGUUUUAAACGAAUUUAAAAUCGCUUUCUGUCUUUAAUUGACUUUCUAUUAAAAAUUGAACACGCACAUCAUGAUAACACCCUUAUUCGCUCUACUCUCAAUAUCCCUACUCUGACUUCAUGUUCAUCACCUCAUUUCUCAACUGUACUAUUGAGUUUCCCGAUUUACUAGUCGCUGUUUUAUUUCGUGUUCUCCCACACUUUACGAGACAUCAUUCCCUUUUCUCUAUUCCCAUUCAUCUUACUUCGUAUGGUCAUAACCAACCUCUCCACAGAAUGUUACUCCUGCUCAACCAAACUUAGCCCUACCACUUUACCCCUCUCUAUUCACUUACUUAUUAUCAACCUUUAUAUCUACACUAGUGUAUUUUUACUAAUGCCAUCCGGGAGUAUAAUUUCCGUCGAUUUUCUCUCUUUAUCAAAAUUUGCAUAAGUAUUAUCACAGAUAAAUAGAAUAUUUAAGAAACUAUCAGUUACACAAUUUUACGUUUAUAUUAUUUUUUAUCGCCCUUAAUUUUAGAAGUGAAAUCACUGUUCGUUGAAGAGUUAAAUUAAAUUUUUAAGUUUGGGUGAUUAAUGGAGCAUCAUUUUGAGUGAAGGCACAGUGUAUGCCAUUUUUAUAAUACAUCAUUAUUCCUUCGCAAUCUAAACUUAAAAUUGAAAUAUCUCAUCAACGGAUUGACGGAAAUGAAUAAUUCCAACAUACAAAUUUAGUUUAACUAAAUUCCAUUUUUUUUUUUUGGAUUUUUAAUAUUAAAAAAAGAACGGACAUACUUCGCACGUGGGCGCAGCCAUUGUUGUAGGUAGGAAGUUGGAAAGGUAGGAUACAGACGGGAAUUUAAUGUUUAUCUCUAAGUAAUAAUAAAUCAUUGCUAAGGAAAAAAACGAUUCUGAGCGGAGUCUAGUUGAUAGUGUUGCUUUUUCAACAAUAUGUAUGUCACAUUAUGGUAAAAUGAUAACAACAAUGUGCGUUUCCAUGACAACAAUGAUUGUUUAAAAAAGAUUAAAAUAAUAAAAAAUAAAUAAUUCCACUCAGAAUCUAAAAUUUGAAAAGAAAUUUGAAAAUCAAAGUUGGUAGUGGUUUGAUUUCCCAAAAAUAGGGUGACAAAAAAUAAAAUAAAUGUAAAAUGUUGUUGUUUAUUUCUUAGAAAUUCUAUAAAACAAAUUCUGAUAAAGGUUAACAUUUUUCUAGAUAAUGAAUGACCUACUUAAAUGGAAUACUCUGUACUUAUACACUAUUUGCCAUUGUAACUUUAUGUGAAGCUACCUUAUGUUAUGUUAUACUACACGGUUUAAUAAUUAAGUAUGAUAUAAUAUACUCAUGCGCUUGUGAAUUGUAUUAUAUACAUAUGAAACUUAACCUUAACAAAUCGUAUAGGUAUAUAGACAACAACAUAAUAAUAAAUAAUGAUAAAAUUACAUAAUAUUGAUUUUCAAACAAAAACUCUCACUUUUCAACUUAUAUUUUAAUAGAGAGUACUUUAUGUAUACAGUUUUACUGCUUAUGAGCUAUAUCCUCUGUUAUAGUAGUUCAAAAUCUAUAUAUGAGGAAGUAGAAAAUAUAGAAUAAUAAAUAUUCCAUCUAUUUUCAAAUGAUAAAUGGAUCACUUGUAGUUACCAGUUCCAUAUUAUACUUUAACUUAUAGUGUUUGUUAUGUAGAUUAGUUUUAUAUGAACACAUAUAUUGUAGGUAUUAAAUUUAUGCGUGUAUAAUUAUAUUAAAGUAAUGAUUAUAAUAUUGUAAUUUUAUAAAGGAGAAAAUGCAUAUUAAGUAUGUUUUAUUUAGUAUAAUUGACCUAGUUACCAUUGUUUUCCAUGGUUUACACUCACCAACAGCACUGGGUACUUUCAAUUGAAAUGUUGUUUCACAAGUCAUACAAUGCAACCGAAUAUUAUCAGUUUUUCUUUCUUUAAUUAGCUAUAGUAAUUAAUUUAAUUGAUUACUUUAAAACCCAUAACAGAUGUGCACUACAAUUUAAUAACAAUAUUAAUAACUAUUAUAUUGCUCGGUGUUUUUUUUUAUUUAUCUUCUUUUUGUUAUAAAUACCUAAAUGAUUCAUUUUUGAUUAAAACAUAUACAUAUAAUUUAAUUCACAAUUGAUAUAUUAUUAAGUAAUAUCUAAAGUAAAAUAAGUAUCUAGUGAGAGGUACUUAAUGUAGAUUAAUCUUGAUUGUUUGAUAUUUACGAUAUUAUUAUAUAAAAAUACUAUUGUAUACAAUAAGAUAAGAAAUGUAAAUUAAAUAAUUUGUCUAUAUUGAAAUAAUAUGUUUGCUUGUUUUAAAAUGUUGAAUACAAAUUUGGCAUAAUGUUUAAAUGUUCAUGAAGUUAUUUUGUUAAGUUGGUAUGCAUUGUGUAUGUUUGGUUAUUAUUUAUUGGGACUUUGUAAAUUGAUUGUAUUUACUGCUGAUAUAGGAUUCAAAUAACAUAGUUAAUCUAAAAUCAAAUUUCUUUUUUCUCUGACUGUUUACAUAAUAUAUCAUAUUAUAAUAUUAUUUUCGAAGAACGGUCAAUAGGUGAUUAUCAUUUUUAAUAAAGAAUGAUUUAUAAUUAUGAUUUUACAAACUAUUCAAUCUUCUUACUGACAAUAGACAAUUAUCGCAUCAAUCUAAAUUUUUAAUGAUUUGGUUCGAGAUUCAAACCAGUGAAAUUCAUUUUGAUGAAGACUGUCACAAAAUUAAAUGAAAUUUAUUUUGGUUUAUUUCUACAGUGGGAAAGUUUUUCACUAAAUUCAACAGAAAAACUUGUAUUGUUAUGGGGAUUGCUGAUGGUUUAUAUUUUAGUAAAUUUAGACCUAAAAACCAGACAAAACUGUAGAAACUGAGUUUGACGGAUUUUAAUUUUGAAAACGGAUUAUGGCUCUUUACACAGAAUAUUAAAUAUUUAAACAUUUUUAAAUGGAAAUCGUAAAAUAAAUUCAAUUAUAUUUUUAAAAAAAAUUUCGUUCAAGUGUUUUGUCUUUUACUUACAAUAAAAAUAAUUACAACGUAUUCUAACAAUUAUUAAUAGUGGCUAUUAAAAUGUAAACAUUUUUCAUACAACUGGAGAACAUUUGGAAAAUCGGUACCAAUCCCCUUAAAUGAUAAAAUUUAAAUAUAAUUAAUAGCGAUGGGCGGAACAGAUAUUUUGUCCAUAGAUUGUUUUGAAAACUAUUGAAUAAAUUAGUCGAUAGUUAUCACUCGGUAGUGCCCAUCAUUAACAAUUAACGAUUUUCAUUUAUAUGCAUAUUGUAACUAUUAAUGUAGUUACAAAUUGUAAUAUUCGAUUUUAUUGUUGAUUAUUUUAUAAAGUAAUGUUUAAACAAUUCCGUGGUGUGAUAGUAAAUUAAUAAAUAUGACAAAAUAUGAUAAUUAAUAGGUUUAUCAGUAUUUAAUAUUCUCGAGAAAAUUAUUACAUAACAAUUAAUAAUUAUGACUACUAAAAAACAUAUUAUAUGCAAUGUAUAUAUAUACCAUGUGAUAUAAAAUGGAUGUAACAGCCAUUUUAUCAAAUAAAUAUUCAAAAUAAAGAAAACUAUAUAAUACCGAAGUUUUUUUAAAUUAUAAACUCCCAAAAUACUUUGUACAUUUUUUUACUUUCUUUUAGGUGAAGGGUUUGCAAACAUAUCUUCACCAUUAUGUUUGUCAAAAGAGUACAGGUUUUCAUUUGAAUCUUUAAAAUUGAACCCAACCCCUCCCUUAAAAGACGUAAAAAAUGUAUAAAUUAUUUUAGGCGUUUGUAAAUAGAAAAGAACUCGUACCUAUUAAACAUUUUUUCUCUUUUUUGAAUCAAAAUAUUUUAUGUGAUAAACUAACAUAGGUACAUUUUGAUUCACUCUGUAAAUAUAUAUAUUAGUUUAUUUAAAAUAAAAAUGUACAUGUAAACUCAGAGGGUAAAUAUCUGAUCAAUAUUGUCUACACCGGAUUCCAAAUUCCAGAAUACCGAGAAUCCCAAUGAUUUCCGAGAUUUUUAUAUGGGAUUUUCUGUAAGGAUCGCCAAACAUUUGUACACCGAUUUCCGUUAGUUAGUAACCUUCUGUAUAAACCAAACCUCUAUCAUCAAAUCACAAAAUUAUUGCCUUUCUGAAUAAUGCAACAUUUUACAUUUUGGACUUGAAACUUUUUUUUUUUAAGUUCGUUUCGGGUCCGAAUAUAAAAUAUUCAAAUAGUGUGGUUCGGUUUGUGUUUCAAUAAAAUAUUGUUCGUUUCGGGUUCGUUAAUUUAUAGCGAAUUUCUAAUAAUUAAUUUUUUUUUUCUUACGCGUUUUUAGUAAUAAAAUCAAGCGAUUGAUAAAACAACCGAUUACACAAUACCGUCAUUAGCCAAAUAAGUAACUAAUGAAAUAGAAAUUGAAAAAAAAAUACAUUUAUCGUUGUUUAUUAAAAUUAUUUAUUUAUAAUGAGCAAUUAUCGAAUUAAAAAAUAAAAAAUUAUACGUUUAGGUAACUUUGAUUUUUAAAUACACUGAUAUGAAUUGGAUUAAACGUUUAAUAUUUCUACUGGGUUUAAUAUUUUCAAUUAAAUGAUACACAAAUACUUCGAGUAAAACAGUAAUUAACAUAGCACAUUGUUAAAAAAAAUAUUUGUUUUCAUUUGUUUUAAAAAAUAUAAAUAUUGUCCUCGUGUUUGAUAGCUAUUGCUAAGGGAUACCUAAUUCUUAAUUUAAAAUACGUUGUUAAUAUUAUAACGCAACAAAAUCGAUUGAAUAUUUGUGUCGUGUUCAGAAAAAAAAUAGUUCGAUUCUAACUGAGGUCAACCACUUUUUUAUUCGAAAACCACGAAAAGCUCUAAACUAUAAUAUUAAUAGGCGCUCAACUUUCGUAAAUAAUAUUUGGGUCAUUCUCCAAACUUGGUGAAAUUUCAAUCACAGAGGUAUUAAACAAAAAUGAUUGUCUGAAUAAUGUUGAAUUAUAUUUCCUUUGUUAGUCUACUUGAGAUCAGCAUUUUAUUUUCACUUGAAAUUUUAACAAUUAAUAAGUACCUAAUUUAAAAAAUAUUUCAUGCUAAUAUUGUCCCUCCCUAGCCCUGUCACAAAGCCUAGGUUUUGCAUUAAAAAGUAAAUAGCGCCUUUUUUUUUUCACUUAGCACCUUACAUUCGGGUAGGUACCGUUAUUCUCAGUAACAUUUUAGGUAUUGAAUUAAAAAAGAAUUGAAUCUUUAGAUGAAACAGAUCAGUUAUAAUAACAUGUUUAACUUCUGUCACGUGGUUUGGUGUUACCCUUUAGCCGGUUUUAUAAAUUCCCGCCGAUAUCUUCAGAAAAAGAAAUUCAUGCUGAAAACUAGCGUGGUAAUACUGUCAUAAAAUAUAAAAUACGUGGGUCACUUCGUUUUGUUCUGUAACCUUAUCAAUUUCUUCUCAUAUGUGAAGAUAUAAGAUAAUAGCAGUGGAGGUGAGAUGCAGUAUUUUUAUUGACAGUCACACCCUAGAGCGUAUCAAAAUUAUACAGCUAAGAUGUUAUUUUUUGUAAUUUACGUAAUUUAUAAUUCUAAAACGAUUGGUUUUUAUUAUUUAGUUGUUUAAGUAAUUUGUUAUAUGCGAAAUGGCUAUACAUUUUAAACAUUUGAUUUAAUGUUUGUGUUUUAUAUAAAGUAAAGCUAAAUACACAUAAAAAGUCAUAACUUUGUGAUAAGUUUUUUUUUGUUAUAUAACUUUGAAGUAAAAAUUCAUGAGUUAUUUACUUUGAAGUCAUAAUAUUAUUAUAAUUUAUGUUUUCAUGCAGUUUAAGUUUUUGUUUUAAUGUAUGUAUUUUAUUUCAUUAAAAAAAGAAAUUUUAUACAGAAAUGAUAGUGUACUUAUUUCAUUUUGUCACUCCUUAGUAUAUGAUUUGUUUUUUAAACUAAUAUGAUUCAAAAACUAAGACUUUAAGUGUGUGCCUAUUUCAUGAGAUUGUCAAAGACCAUUUUACGAAGGUAAUAAUUGUUUAACAAGUUUAAGAAUUCGACUUCUAUUUCCGAAAAUGUUUGAUGACCAAACAGCACUAAAUUUGGAGAAUGGCCCAUCUAGUACAUCGCAUACUUACGCACAGUCCUGGGACGUAUAAACCCUUUUUGAAUUCAGGGAAAAUGUUUAAGUGGUCAAAUCACACAAAACCAUCAUGGCAGUGUUAUUGGAUCUAGGUUUUGCGAUAAUUUCCCCCCCCCCCUCCCGAUUUCGAUCAAUAACCGUCGCCGUCAUUUAAUAACAGAAAUGAUAAACGUAUACGAAUACAUUUUUUUCGAAAUGUACCUUUAUAUCAAUUUCAACACCGGUGUUUAUCAAUUUCAACUAAAACUUCAUCCAUUUAUGACAUUUUCAAUAUAGGCUAUUUGAAAAUCAAAAGUGUAAUCUACGAAGUAUAAUGAGUGUCGACGGUUGAUCCCUGUUUAUUAUACUUAUGCGGUACUGUUUAGACUGAGUCUUUUUCUGAAAGAAAAUCUGACGGUGUUGGUACUUUAAGAGGUCAUUUCCCGAACGAGAAAAUGAACGAAAUGUACGAAGUUAUUUUAAAAUCGUAAAUAUAAACCUUUCAUAACAUGUAUAUUGUACUCCGCUCAGAACAGUUUUUCGUUAGCGAUGAUUAAUUGUUGUGUAUAGAUAUAAAUUAUAUUUUCCCUUUACCUUCUCAACUCUUUACCUACAACAGUGGCCCGCCCAUCAUGCGAAGUAUGUCAGUUUGUUUUUUACAUUUUUUUAAUCAGUUAUAUACCCGCGUUACUUAUUUGCAUACGAAAAGUGUCUGGUUGUAUAGUAAGAACAUGUUUUCGAAACAAUUUUCUGGGGGUCUGGAGUGCUCUGUAUGUGUAUACACCUGGUCCGUUCGGUUAAGACGAGCGUCGGCUGCGUAUAUAGCAACACAGGUGAACAGGUUGCAUUAUGGGAGGGGAUUGAUAAAUGAACAUUUCCCAUAAAAUACUAUGUGCAGUGUAAUUGUAUAAGUACCGAUUAUUUACGUUAUUUUGACUUCGAAAAUAAUGACGAAAAAUCAAAUUAAAAAAAAAAAAAAAAAAAACGAACUUUUAUUACUGAUUGAUAUGUGACACCUCAUUGUAUAGGUGGGAAGUUGAAAAGGUAGGGGUUACAUCGAGUUAUUUAAUUUAUAUCUGUACGCAACGAUAAAUCGUUGUUAACGAAUUACGAUUGGUGAACGAAAUUCCGGUGAACAUGAUGUUUUCAAAAGCUGUGUGAUUUUUACGAUUUUCGUCAAAAUUUUAACUUAUAGAAGCUUAUAAAAAAAAAAAAAACUAUUAAAUUGCGCUCAGUGCUUUUUUAGCAUCAAAGUACAACUUAUGAUGAACCUUGUUUUAAAUUUUCAAGCAUUUUCGCUUUGCCAAUAAAUGAUAUUAUAUUUACGUAAAUUGAAAAAAAAAAUAUGCGAAAUGUCGCAUGGUAUUUACGAUUUCUAUUAAAAUAUGAAUUUUUAAAAGCCCCUAAAACGACUUUAUUACGUAAAAGUAUUCUUUUUAACUUUUUUUACUUUUUACGAACAUUGUGUACGAUUUUCAAUCAAUAUUUCUGCUACGCCAAAACGAUUUUAUCCCCGUAAAACCAAAUAAAAACCAUCGAAAUUCGAAAUAAUGUCAAAUGAUGAAUAGCUUAAAAAUCGCCCGCAGAAUGUAUUUUCAAUCAAAAUCGAAAAUAACGAAACCUUUAUUGUUAUUUCCGCAGACGUUCUCGGUUAUUAUUGAGAAAAUUCAAAAAAUCAAAAAAAAAAAAAAAAAUGUUCUCUCCAAUACACCGACUAAGAUCCAAAAAGCUGUGUGUGAAAAAAAAAAAAUCUCGUCGUUUUUCGAUUUAAGCGAGAUUUCUGGUAAUAGUGUAGUGGCCGAGAGAUAAAUAAAAAAUAAUACAUUUAAAACAAAACAACGACAAAGGAACCCCACAUCGUAGGAAACCCGAGUUCAAUAUUACACUUUCCUCGUCGCGCUCGAAUUCUAAUUAAAAAGUCGGUCGCGCCGAUACCUUACGGCCCCCGUGACCCGCCGUAGUCGUCAUCGUCGGAACUCGAAUCUGUUUUAUUUGCAUUUUCCAAUUGUACGCAGGUAUAUAACCCGGCCUUUUUACGAUUUUUAUCUCCUUCCUAUUACUAGGUAUUAUUUUUUUUUCUUUUUUGUUUUACACGGUAUUCACGUUUUUAACUCUGCGCGCAGUUGUCGAGAAAUCGAUACCGAAAACGUCUAAUUAACGACGCGGUCGUCGCGUUGGCGCGUGUAAGUCAUAAAAGAAAAGAAAAAAUUGUACGCCAGGACGUUAUUAUUAUUAUUUUCCAUAAUCGUUUUUAGGUUCGCGUGUAUUAUUAUACACGUGGGGUGUACCUACCUGCCCGCCAAGCGACGAACAUGAAUAGUAUACGUAUUUUGCGUUCUGCAUUCCGAUAAUAUUUGAAUGGCCGUCCGAAGACGUUUCAAAUAGAUUUCCCCGGAAUUUAUUUAAUUUUCGUAUAAAUUAUACACUAGGUGACACGCAUGACUAUUAUUAUUAUAAUAACUCGAGGUUUUGAGGUCCCAAACGUAAUAAGUAAUAGGUAGUAUAAAACGUGAAAAAGUCCCCGUAUCACUUGGUCGUUUUUUUUUUUUUUCUAAUCGAAGUACCCUAUACCUAUAUAGGACAUACACAAGGUACUUACUGAAAUUAAUGCUAUCUUCUCUCCCCUCCUCGGAAACGAAAAAGGAAAAGUGGGUUCCUAUGCGUACGAAAACCCGGACUGUUCAAGUCUGGAACGUAUAAAUCGAAAGGAUCCAGGGUUUUACGGAUAUCGAGAUUUGAACCGUACAAACAUUUUAGAAUUUCAAUGACAUUGUAAAGUUAUCGUAAGUUGUAUAGUUACCUAGUUGAUAACGAUAAUUUCGUUGAAACUCAACAAUUUUUCAUUCAAUGGCGUGGUUAGUGACAUUUGAUUGCCCGCAAAUCAAAUUAUCUAAUACCUUCCCCCGUACAAAAUUAAUUUGAUGGCCCGCGCGUGGGGAGGAGCUUUAUUCUAUAAAUAUUUGAAUCUUCUUUUCCUCCUUCACCUUUAUUCCAACUAUUUGGAGUCGGCCAACCUCAUUCUGAACUUCCGCUUGAUCUGAUCUCCCACCACGCAUAUACCGGCUGUUUACAUAUCAUUCUUAAUCCAACCAUCUUUUCCGGUCUUCCUUUUUCGCUCUGUUUCCUCUCUCCUCGCGAUAUUCCUAAACCAUCCUAGUCUAUUUUAUAUCAUUUUGUCUACUAUUGAAGAUACGCCUAAUUUAUAUGCACUCGUUUCUAUUUUAUCGCGUCGUUCCACUCAUCCACCUUAGUAAUCUAUUGGUAUUUGUAUAAGUCCCAAUUCUUCUCAUAAGCUCUCCAGUUCCGUGUUCCCAACUGUUGUAGAUCUUUCUUAACUUCGUCUAUCAAUCUGCUUCUGUGACGUCCUUGUCUCCUCGUUCCUUCUAUGCUUGCAUACAUUACCCGUUUGGGUAUUCUGGCUUUUUCCCCAUUCCUUCGACAUGACCCAAUUAUCGGAUCCUGCAUGAUUUUAUGUAUUUCAUUAUGUUUUCAAUUCCUAAAAUUUGUUCUAUUUCCUUAUUGUUUCGUAUCCUCCAUAUUCCUUUGACAGUGUCCAAGUUUCAGCUCUAUAGCAUACUUCAGGUCUGGUUUUAUAUAUUUUCAUUUUAGCGACCUUUGACAGGAGUUUUGAUUUGAGAAGUGUUAUAUUGGCAUAUUAUGAGCGGCUGCAGCCCCUUAAAUACCUUCUGGAUACGUCAUUGCGAUAUAAUCAAUUCUGCAGUUUGCUGUACAGUAUCGUCUAACAAUACAUUAAUACGAUAAUAUACAAUAUUCCAAUGUCCAUAAUCCGUAUAAUAUAGUUAGGCAUUACUUAACUAAACAGGUUCAAUGAAUUUCUUACAUUACAAAAUCCUUGAAUACCAUAUUUCUGAAGAAUCUCAUAGCUGGGUUUCGAGAUAAAAAAACACGAGUAUAAAUAUUUAUAUUGAAACUUGAAAUUAACAUUAUUCUAUUAAAUAUCAACCAAACGUCAAACAAAAUAAAGCCCCUCUGUUAAACGCUGACAAUGGCUACAUUUUGUACGUAUUUGAAUUUGAAAUGUACUUGAACGGUUUAAAAUUUACCGUCUCGAUUGUGAUCAUUAUUGUGAUUCACGUGUCACAUAUUUGAUUUAAAUACUGUAAUAUGAUUGUAAAAAAAAAAAAAUCGAAGAAUAUUGAUGCAAGCCUUUAUUUUAGCCUAUAAACUCGUCGUAUUUUAACUUUGUCAUCGUGACGUCAUUUUUUCAUACGCAAUCGGCGAAAAUUUCGAUUACUCAUAGGUGUAUAUACUUAAAUUAUAUUAAAUAUGUUUGCAAAGUAUGAAAAAUGAUAAUAUAGGGGUAAUACUAUUGAAACGCAAUAUUUUAGGCGCACAAAAACACAACAGUAAAUAUAGUAGGCAUAUAACAAUGACGGAUCUAUUUGACAACGAUAAGAUAUAAUCGAGAAAGUCAGUUAUCUUAAUAAAUAUUGUUAAAAUCCCAAAGUUUAUUUACAAUAGUUGUGUUAUUCUUAUUGUGUCGUGACAGUAGUUCAUGUCUAUACCCAUUUUGCAGUAUAAUUUGGGAAUUGAGAAAUUCUGUACAUUUCCACAAAGUUGUUUCGAAAAUACAUUAACAAUCGAGCGAUUUGAAAAAAAAAAAAACCAAACGACCCAUAAGUUGAGUUAAUUUUGUCUAGAACGAAAUACGUAAUAUCGCGUGUUUUUUUUUUUUAACCAUCGGGAAACCCGAUGAGAAAUCAUAUUUCUAGUAAGUAUUCUAGAUAGGUAUCACCAGUGGUCAGUUUAUAACCCAUAAACAUUUCGGAUUAAAUGGAAAUGCAAUUAAUUUAGAAACGUGAUUUCUCGGCGAUUUUUUCAUACAAACCAGAUUCGCGGGUAAUUUUGUGUAAUGCCGUUGUUCUAGGACACGAUAUAACCGGGGAGGAUUUUAGUGUGUAUAGAGCGCAAACAAGUGUUUGUUGUUUUUUCUUGCGAGGUUUUAACAACUUUGCGACUAGACAGUGGAAUCAUAUCCGCGGGCCGUUUUUCCGAUUUUCCUUGUAAUGUUCUUAAUAAUAGUGGAAACCGUUGCGUUGUAAUUUCUUAGGGGAAAAAAUCCCAAAGGUCUCGCGUUAGGCCACAUAAGUACUUUCGCGAAUUGCGUUGUCGUUGAAAACCCUUAAGUUUAAAUCAAACCGGCUUUACUAUUAAUAAGUAAAUAUUAAAUUUUAGUUUUCACCGGCUACGAAAAAGAUAUUACUUAUGUAAAAUUGUACAACUGAAUUAUUAUUAUUGUCUCGGGUGUUUCCGUCAGCAUGGCUAUUAUUGACAACGUCAUACUCAUUAUGGAAGUUAAUUGACGCUAAUAAAAAGAAGAUAGUAAAAAUAUUAUUUUUAAUGAAUUCGCCAGGAAUUUAAGAUCGGUGUUAUAUUAAUUAUAUUAGUUUAAAAUUUCUAUAUUAUUUGUUAUUAGUAUAUUACUAAUUUAUAUUAUUUUACUACUACCUAUUUAUUAUACACAUGUUGACGAAUUCGUUUUAAUUUUUCAGAGCCCAAACAGGGAGUUAAACAACUGGUUGAGUUAGCCGCCAAAUGUGUUGCUCUGUUCGUACCUUACGAGCUUGUCGAACAAGAGUACCCACCUGUACCGGAAGAACUACAGAUUCGCAUAGCCUUUUGGAGCUUUCCUGAUAAUGAAGAUGAUAUUCGUUUGUAUUCGUGUUUGGCGAACUCGAAUUCGGACGAGUUUAUACGCGGCCAAAAUUUAUUUUCAUCCAACUCAGUUAAGGAUUCCGUACAAAUAGGAUUUCAUCUGAGUGCCAAUGUACAUCAUGGCAACCGAAAUGUGUUCAAUGUGGCGAUUACGUUUGAUCGAAAGAAAAUCACUACAUGCAAUUGUACUUGUGAGCCUUUGUCGUAUUGGUGUUCUCACGUGGUUGCAGUCUGUUUACACAGAAUAUAUUACGUAAGAAAUAUUAUUUAAUUUAAAAUAAAUCUCUUAUAGAAAUUAUUUAUUCUAUGUAUUCAAGUAUAUUACAGUUUUUGCUACUAAUUUGUUAACGGUCUACCACUGACAUUGACAAACAUUAAAAAAAAAUACGACUGUCAGACAACUUUUUAAACUGUAUUUCAAAGUUUUUUUUUUAUAUUUCGACGAUCAAGGCACUAUUGCAUUGUUUUAAAAAUGAGAGAAAUACUAAACCAUUGCAUUAAAAAAACAAAAAUAAAAAAAGUUCAAAAGUUUAGAAUUGCAUUUGUAACAGAAGUUCAAACAAUAACCAUUAAUAAUAAAUUAACACCUCUAUUCGACUACCUAGCUAUGAAGUUGAUACAAAACAUUUUUUAUUUGUUUCAGUGCUUUUAAUUGAUUUUUUUUCCUUUUUAAAAUUCCUCAUUUUUUUUUUUUUUAAAUCGUAACAUUACAACUAACUUAAUAUUAAUAAAAAAAUAAUACUUUUAAUAGUGAAUAUUACUUAUUAUAGACCUUAAACAUAUAAACAAAGCAUUCAGGCUGGACUUGGGGAUGUGGUGUGCAUGGGCGUAGGCUGGAUGGCACGUUUGGAUGAUUGCCAUUCCUUGUGGGGUUUUUUUUAUACUAAUAAGAGCAUAAUGAUUUAAUUAAAAUAUGGCGAAUACAUAAUUUCAUUUGCCCCCUCUUCUCAAUAUAUUUCUGUGGACCUCCAUUGUUGAUGGCGUUUUGUGUGCAAAUGUAAAAUAAUCCAAGUCUUAUUAUCAGCGCAUUAUGAAAGGAUCAUUGGAACUAUGUAUUUACAUGCUCUGUAUAUGAUUAUAAAGUCUACAGUUAAUACAGAAAGAAAUAUUUUAUUUUUAGUGGUUACUUAAGUAUCAAAUUUGUCUAUUUAAUAUGUUUGUAUUUUUUAUUUGUACAAUUUAGCCUGAACAAGUUCGAUUAAGGGCACCUGUUAGUGAAAGUCUUUCCCGUUUAGGAAGAGAUCAAUUACAAAAAUUCGCACAGUAUUUGAUUACCGAAUUACCUCAACAGAUACUCCCUGCUGCACAAAUAUUAUUGGAUUCACUGCUGUCUUCACAACCAACAGCUAUUAAUUCUGUAAGAAUUUUAUUAGUUUUAGUUAAAAUGAUAAAGAUUAUAUAAUAUUAAUUUUAUGUAUUUAUUUUGAUUUUUUUUUUUUUUUUUUUUUUUUUUUUUGAUUUUAGACAAGUGGAGCACCAGAUCCAACUGCGGGUGCAUCUUUAAAUGAACAAACAACAUGGUUUUUAGAUGAAAAAACAUUGCACAAUAAUAUUAAAAAAAGCUUGAUCAAAUUUUGUAUUCCUUCACCCAUAGUUAUAAGGUAAUAUAAUUAACUAUUUAUUUUUAAAAUGAUAUAAUAUUGAUGUAUUUAUUUUAUAUAACAAUUUGUAUUCAUUGGUAGCGAUGUAAACAUUUUAUCACAAUCAGUUCCACCUGCUACUGCAGAAUGGACCAAUUUAUUGCGCCCAUUGCGUGGCCGUGAACCUGAAGGUUUAUGGAAUUUAUUAUCAAUUGUAAGAGAAAUGUUUCGUAGAAAUGACGAGAAUGCUUUACAUCUAUUAGAAGUACUUACAGAAGAAGCUGUUGCAUGUGAUCAAGUACAGACAAAUAUAAACUUGCUAUCUAAAUUGUUCUUUGUACCAAUGUUAAAUUAUAAUUUUUAGAUCAUGGUUUGGUGGUUUAACACAAAAGUAGCAUUGCAUGGAGGAGGCUUAAACGGAACUAGUAAACAGCAUACUGGUUCUACUGGAAACACCAAUACAGCAUCACAUGCUUGUGCAUUACUGUGUGAUGAGAUGGUUACACUUUGGCGUUUGGCUGCAUUAAAUCCAAGCAAUUCUCCUGAUAUUAAGUCAGUAUUGAAAAUAAAAUUUAAAGAUUGGCAAGAAAAAAUCUUUUCUAGGGUAUGUGGUUAUACAUGAGGUAUUAAUAUUUAUAAUAUUUCUUAUAGCUUAGUAAGUUUAAUUGAAAUUUUAGGUAAUGAAACACAGAAAUAUGGCAAACACUAAAUCAGCAAAUCAUUUUCGUCAAGAUACAGAAAUUUUUAUUGGUUUCAAUCCAGCUUGUGAUGCUUGUGACUUGGACUGGGGAGAUUAUCCAUUAGCUGGUAUCACAUAUGGUACCACUUGUUGUUGUGAUAAUGGUUCUUGUGUACACAUUAAACACACAGGAACAGCUCCACAUUUUAUAGGAGACCAUGUAAAUUGGAAUGAAUGUGGUUCAUCUACAAGAGUAAGUUAAUGCAUAAUUUUUAAUCAAAUUAUGAAAAUUUCAUUAUUUAGAUUGUUCUUUUUACCUUUUUAUUAAAUUUUAUACAUAAUAUGGUGUAGAAAAAAAAUUGACCUCAAGUCAUUAAUCUUGUAAGCUAUUAAAAAAUUUCACAAUUACAUUUUUAAUAGUGUUCUUUUUUUUUUUUAGGGAAACUGUUCUAAGAAGUCUUUCCCUGAAUGUUAUUUGGACAUAAAAAAUAACAAACAUUUACACUAUGGAAAUCGCACAUAUCGACCAGAAUAUCGUAAUAAAUCACACAUGCGUACAUCUAUUCGUGCGCCUAAUGCUGAGUAUGUAUAUUUUGUAUAAUUAUUAUGAAUAUAAUUUUGCAUUAUAUCCAAAUUUAAUAUAUGUUACAGAAAUAGACCAAUGGCUAAUGUGUAUUGGUUGCCACGAAAUAUAUCACAACCAGAUGAUGAAACUACUAAUAAUAUCAUUAUUCCUGAAACUGUUCCUGUGGCUUAUUUAAAUAAUGAAUCGGACCCAUUAGCUAGUUGCACAAGUAUUAUUAUUUAUUUUAUUAAAAUAAAAUUUAAAUUUCAAAAUGCAUAUUACUCAAAUUUAUAAUUUCGUUUUACUUUAGAUUUGAAUGCAUCUACAAGUUCCUCAUCAAGUACUCAACCAGGUACACCUCUUCAAAUUAAUAGUGUUUCCAAUACAUCAUCUGAAAGCCAGAGUAGUGAUGAAGGUGAUCGAUCAGCAGCACAAAAAUCUACUUCUUCUCAGACUACCCCACCACCACAAGAUGUAGAUGAUUACAAUUUCCUAUAUAAUUAUGAUUCCAAGAACUUAGCAUCUAAAUCAUCAGACCACAAUAAAAAAAUACUGGAUGUUAAAUCAUCAGAUAUUCAACGACCAUCUACUUCUAAAACAUCUGAACCUAUUACUCCGUUAGUAAAACUAGAUGAAGAAUGGGAUAUAAUGUUUUCGAGAGCUGAAGGACUUUACGCUUACGGACAUACAAGUGAAGCUUGUGUACUUUGUGUAGAACUUGUAGAUCAAUUUUUAAAAAAUCCUCCUAACUUUAUAUUUGAUAUACCUCAACCAUCAAUAAAAGCAAAACGAAAAAAAGUAUGUAAAAAGAAAAAUUAUUUUUGUUUUUCAUAAAAUUAAAAAAAAAAUUUGAACUUUAGAUUAAUCCAGUAAGUCAUCACUUAUCAACAUUAGCAUCUGAAAUUCUCCAAAAAUGCUAUUUUUUGUGUUCUGUUUUGGCCGAACGAAAAGAAUAUUACAUACAUGCGUUUAAAAUUGGCUUAUAUGGUUUGGAAAUGCCAAGACUCCCAGCCAGUACAAAACCAUUAGAAGUGAGUUUUAUUAAUUUAAAUAAACUUAAUUGCAUACCUAAUACAUACCUAUACAUAUGUAAUAAAUGUACACAUAAUAUUUUUAUGUAUAUCCAUUUGUUAAAUUAACAAAUAUUAUAAUAUUUAGGUAAAAAUGGCUCACCAAGAAGGGGAAAUUUUAAAUAAUUUAAAACGUAUGUUGCCUUUGGGAAAGGAACAAGUGAGCAUUCUCCAAAGUCGGGCAAAACUUCUGUGUGAUGGUCUUUAUAAAUCGCGCGGUGAAUCAUUGUUGCCAUUAAAUUUGGCUUCAUUUAUCUUUGAAUGUUUGGUAAUGUGUCCGUCACCAACUCAAGAUCAAACUUCUGAUGAAGUUUUAGGCUUUGAAGCAUCUGUGGCAGCUUUAGGUAUGAAGGCUAACAUAAGUGAAGCAGAUCAUCCAUUACUCUGUGAAGGAAUUAGACGACAAAGGUGUGUACAAAUAUUCUAAGUAUAAUAUGUUUACAAUUACAAUUUUAUAUUUUAUAUUUAAGAGGUGACUUGGCAACAAGCAUAUUAAUUCGUUACAAGAAUAAUCCUUUUCGUUUGGCAAUGGCUAUGGACAAACUGUUGGAUAGAGAAGUACAUCCAUUUUUACAAUCGGCUAUGGAUGCUUGUUGGUAUAAUAUAAGAGAUCCUAGAAACUUACCCUUAGUAAUUAUGAAGGAUGUUGCAAGUAGUAAUAAUGCACAAAAUCAUUGUAAGUAUAAAACAUCUUAAAAUUUAGAAAGACAUACUUAUGUAAUGUAACUUGAAACUGGUGUUUGUUUUGAACACAUAGCAUCACAAAGUUACACUCCAAACAACUUAAUUGUACCUGGAGAUCUGGACCCAAAUAUUGCUGCUAUGACAUUGAAUCCGGUACCACCUCAAAGCCAACCUAAUAAUUGUCCUGGAAUGUCUUCUCAUAGAAAAGAUAACAGGUAAAGCAAUUAAUUAUUUUCAAGAUAGUUUUAGUCAGUCAAUUUUUCAUACAAAUUGGACCAAUAAGCGAUGGCAAAUUAAUCAUACUUACCAAUGAUAGAUUUUAAUUUUUAAAGUAUGCAUAGAUUUGUUGAGAAACUGUCUAAGUUAUUAAGGAAGCUGAUUUUCAAUUUUGAAGACCUUAAAUUAAGAAAUUAUUUUUGUAAAUUAUGUGAUUAAUCACAUUCACACUAGUAUUGAUUUUGGGCAGCAAUUUGAAAUCAAAAGAUUGGCUUCCCGACGAAUAGCAUAGACAAUUUGUCAAAUAAUCUAUACAUAUUUCAACAAUUUAAAUCGGUCAUUGAAAAUUAUGUUGAAUUUCCACUGCUUAUUAAUUUUAAACAGCAAUUUUCAACUUUUUAUUUAUAAUUUUUUCUACUUAUCAAAUAAUAAAAUGUAAGUAUAAAUUAUUUUAGAUGUAUGUAAGCUGAUAACAGUUUCUUAUUUUUACUCCUUAUAGAAAAUGACUGACUAGAACCUCUUUUAUGAAAAUAGACAAAUCAAAAAAUAAAUGUUACAUGUUUCACUAUUUAAUUUGAACAAUAAUUAUUAUUUAGGUAUAAGAGUAUCAAGCGCAUAUAUCCUAGUCAACCUAACCAAGCUUCAGAGGCUAAUGCUCACUACCUAUUUGAAUUGGGUAAAACUAUUUUGAGUAAAGUAGGUGGACCGAUACAGACUACUGUUUUCUCACAACCUCCGCUACCUACUCAACCUCAUCGUGCUCUGCAUAUGUGUGCAUUCCAAUUAUCCUUGUAUUCUUUGGGACUUCUUAACCGUGUUACGCCCAAUUGGCGUAUUCGUAACUAUUCAUCUCAAGUCACAUGGAUUGCUGACCACGCAAUGGAAAUAGGUGCACCAGCUACUUUGUUCUUACUUGCAACAUGGGAGGGCCUUUUGACACCUACUGAAGUAGCAAAUAUGGCUGAUAGAAUGUCACGUAGUCAUGAACGUAAUACUGUUGAAGCAGCAGCUCAAUUGGCACUAUCAUGUUUGAAACAUUCUGCUUCUCUUAAUCCAAAUGAAAUCACAAGAGCUAUCAUACAAGUAAGUAUAUAGUUAUAAUAUCUCAGUUAAGUAAAAGUUCACAGUUUUAAAUUAAUUUAUGUUUAUUUCUGUUAUUUUUAGUGUAAAGAACAGGCAGAUUAUAUGAUGGAAAUCGCUUGUCUAACAGUAGAAAUGGCAGCUAAAGGCGGUGGAGUUUUUCCUGAAGUUUUAUUUAGCGUAGCGAAACACUGGUUUGACUUGUACAUGAGAGUAAGUAUUCUUUGUGUACUUAAGUACUUGUAGUGUAAAAAUCUAUUUUUAUUUGUUUUUGUUUUUUAGCAUCCUAAUACAGAUGAAGACAAUUACACGCUACAGGUAGAGCCAUAUUCAACCAAUCAUCCAAUGCCAGUUGAUGCUAACCAACAACCACCUGCUCCUCCUGUUCCUGUCUACACUCAUCAGUUAAUAGCACCUCCACCAACCUCUCAUACUCCUCUGUAUCAACUUUCAUAUUUUGCUAACAGAUCGAGGGCUCAAAGCUCUCAGCCCACUAAUACCCAGCAGUCCAACACUGUAAUGUAUUACCCAUAUUCUGCAAUUUCUUCAUCAAACCCAUAUCCACAGUAUUAUUCUCCAUAUAUCCAGGUAAUUAUACAAAUAUUAUUUCAUUAUUAUAACCUUAAAAACUUUAUUUAUAUGCAAACUAAACAACUAUUAUUUUUUUUGUUUUAUUAAAGAGUCCUGUACAGUACCAAAAUGGGAAUACUCAAAGCCAACCGUCACAACAAUCAUCCCAAUAUUUUAUUCAACCUCUUAACCAAAGUGGAAAUCAAAUUAGAAGUCCACCACCACAAUCUCAGGUAGUAUUAAUUUUAUUUUUUGAUUAUAAAAACAAUACAUUAUCGUUAUCCAUUCUCUAAAUCAACUUGUGUAGGCCAAUAUUUGUCCACCAUCAAACAUACGGCAAGUCCAUCAUUUGACAUCUGCAUAUCGUGUUGGUUUAUUGGCUUUGGAAAUGUUGGCCAGACGUGUUCAUGAACCUAAUCAAGCCAAGUACUCGAGGAAUCCACCAUUUAGAGAUGAAAUUCUGUGGUUGUUACGUUUAUCAAAGAAAUUAGGUAUGUUUCGUUCUCAAUAUAAUAUAUAAAAUAGAGUGUAUUGUGCUGUUCUAUAUUAAAUGUGAUAUAUUUAUUUAAUAGCAUUAAAUUAUUAUACAACAUUGUUUUUUCUUCAGGAGCGAACUACACUCAACAGUUUUGUAUAGCCGUCACUAAUAGUGUAGUGAAUCCCUUCACACUUCAUGAUGUUGCAAUGGAAACCGUUAUAUACAUGAGACAUUUCAGUCCUAAUCCGACCAUGUGCCCUUCAUUGGGUCCUUUAAUAGAAAAGUGUCAUUCUAUGUUAGUAAUAUCAUAAUAAUUCAAUGUUAAAUUUCCUCAUACCAUAUCAGUUAAUAUAAUUUAUACAUACACACAGGUACAUUCAAUUGCUUCAUCAAAAGUUAUAUCAGUUGUCAUCACCAGACUAUGAAGAGUAUGUUGGAAUACUUUUUUCUGCGUAUGGUGCGUUCGCAAUUACACCAGAAGGGAGUAUUAUGUUUAAGGAUUGGCUACAGACUGUUAGAAGGUAAUUAUUAAAAUAAUAUUUUAGCAACAGUAUUUAUUUUUUUAUUUGAAAUAUAUUAUUAGUCAGGAAUAUUGACUAUUAUUGAUUUUAAGUGAAUCCAUCAACUUUUUAAAUUUAAUAUGUAUAUAAUACUCAAUAUUUUAAUAGUAGUUAAAAUUCUGUAUUAAUAUUAAUGUGUUUACUGUUUACAUAUAUUUCUGUUUACCUAUAAAGUACCUAUAUAAAAAAAAAUAGUAAAUAUAUAAAAACACUGUUGUAGAAACAGUAACUUCUCAGUUACAUAUCAAAGCUAAAAUAUUAAUUAAUACGAGUCCUUUUUAUUUUGAUGAAUUUAUUUAAAUUUAAAAUUAAAGUAAAACAAAUAUUUUUUUUUAUUAUUUUUUAUAAAUUUAAAUAUUAAUGUUAUUAAUUAUUAAUAAAUAUAAACUUAUUAACAAUGAAAAAAACAAAUUAUAUACGAUCAGUGUAUAACUGGCAGUAGUGCCUACUGUUCACACUACAUAAAUAUAAAAAAAAAAAAUACUCGUGUAUAGCAUUAAAUAAGCUUAUAAAACCAAGUCAUUUUGUGUAUAUGUAUAAUAUGUGUUUUAUACAUUGCUGAAUUUACAAUUAUAACUACCUGUUAAAUUUAUGUUUUUAUAUUUGUCAUUUCAGAUCAAAAUCAUGUAAAAAAGAACUGUGGACAAUGAUAACGAAUGUACUACCUACUACUUGACAUUCGUCUUCUGAAGUAGUUGUACUCUCCGAGGGCAGCGUUUCGUCCUAAACAACAACAACAAUGUACAGCGUACAGCGAUUUAGUUUUUCCUUUUUAUUUUUUCAUUUUUAAACAAUUAGACACAGUUUUAACGAACCGGACAUUUUCGAUGAUUUUCUAUAUAUUUAUAUAUUGAGUUGGUGUAACUUAACAUUAUAGAUAUCAACACAUUUUUAAAGUAUAUUAGUUAAUUUUUUUUUUGUAUUUUUUUUUUUUUUGUUCACCUAGCUAAUUUCAUUUGAAUUAUUAUAUUAUGUUAUUUUACUCACUUUUAUUUUUUUCUUACAUUUUACUUUUAUUUUUGUUUCUUAUUUUUUAAAUAUUCGUGCGUGCGUUAAGUCCCGUUACACUGUAUAAGCAUAAGCUGAAUAUUAUAAUAAGACUGUUUUUUUAUGUACUCAACACGUACAAGUAUUAUUUAAAUCAUAGGCUAGCUUAUGUUAUAAGGCUUUAACAUUAAACAUUAUGAAUAAUUUAUAAACGCAAAGACUUACAUAGGUAACCUAUUUUACAAAGGAAAGUUUUUGUAUCCCUUUCAUUCCUCCCCUAUUCAGGACUACUUACAAUAAAAGAUAUUUAAGAUUUCUAGGUUAAAAUUUGAUUGAUGACAACACAAACGUAGCAAAUUAUAUAAUAUUUUUCUGUGUUGUCAUCACCGUGGUCAAUUUUGUUGGAAGAAAAAAUAUUUGCAGCUAGUGUAUUAACUUUUUGAUAUUAGUGAAUUAUGUAACAAUAAAAAUUGUACAAUGUAUUAUAUAUAAUACAUAUGUAUUGUUGUGUGUAUCUUUUUUAAAAAAUAAUUACUGUUGAAACAUUUUAGACGAAUAAUUAACGAAAUAAACAUUUUAGAUAUCAUUUGGUCACACAAAAUUAUUGACAGGCAAAAACUAAUUAGAAUACAUGAUUUUAAUGGCGGAAUCACUGAAAUAUAAUAUUUAGUUCUAUAAAAUAUAUGAUGGAUUGCUCUCAAUAAUUUAUUUUAAUUAUGCUUUCAGUUAUUUGACACUGUGAUUCUUUUGUGUGAACUGUAUUUUAAAUAAAAGCUACGACCACUCGCUCAUUUACCUGUGCUCACCUUAAUGAUACUUAAACAAAUUACAAUUAUAAAAAUUAAAGAUAAAAAAAAAAAAAAAAAAAUGAAUUAUAGAGGGUAUUAAAAAUAAAAUAUAUAUUAUUUCUUCAAAAUAAUAAUAAAAAAAAAAUAUAUUCCCAUCAUAAUCCUUUGUAAUUGAAUUUAAAGUGUUAAAAUAAAAAAAAACAAAAUGUUAAUUAUAUAUUUAUAUAUUAGGUAUAUGAAUAUAUUAUGCAAUAUUUACAUAUUAUAUUUACUCGUAAUACUCUUAAGGAUUUAUAUGUAAUGAAUAAAAAAAAUAAAAAUAUUAUAUCAAAUAUAUAUAAAUAUAUUAUAAUAAAUCAAUCGUACAUUAGUUAUUAAAUGUUAUUAUUUUGUAAAAUUGAAUAUUAAUUUAAUUCUGAAUGUUUUUUUUUUUUUUUUUUUUAUGACAAUGGAUUAUAUUAAGAUCGUAAUGAUAUUACAUUAAGCGUUUUAUUAUGACGUGUGAAUCUUAUAGUUC
Messenger RNA from Cinara cedri, 26407 nucleotides. The record is from the annotation of a GenBank genome assembly. NCBI's taxonomy places the organism in Eukaryota, Metazoa, Arthropoda, Insecta, Hemiptera, Aphididae.